Molecule: messenger RNA, 3307 nt
Organism: Megalopta genalis
Lineage: Eukaryota; Metazoa; Arthropoda; Insecta; Hymenoptera; Halictidae
Gene: mio
Product: GATOR complex protein mio
Biological process (GO): cellular response to amino acid starvation; positive regulation of TORC1 signaling
Cellular component (GO): cytoplasm
Molecular function (GO): protein binding
Source: RefSeq, a predicted model, not a curated record
ACAGCUCUGGGCGUCUGGGACUCCUAAAUCAGCGUAUUCAAGAAAAUAAGUUACGCAAUGAGUGGAGGCAGGCGACGCAUGCGCGGCAAUCCCGCACAACAGUGUGGCAUGUCUACCGCGUGAACAUUUUAAUUCUGAACUACGAUCAGCCAGAGACCUUACAUUGCGUCGCGAUCGUAGUUCAGAAUUAUAAUGUUCACUCGAUAGACGCGCCACCCCACUGUGCGGGUCUACCGGCGCAUGCGUCUCCUAUCCCACUCCUUGCGUAACUUAUUUUCACGUAUACGCUGCUCUGCUGCCCCUGAUCCUGAUUGUAAACCAAUCCAACUGAAUCUAGCCAAUCCAAGUGAAUCUGAGCACACUGCUUUGAAUGAACAAGGGUGUUUAUGCGUUGUUACAUGUCACUGUGAUGAAGUAUAAACAUCGAUGGAAUCUUCAUAUAAUGUUGUGCUUAUCUCAAAUUAGAAGCAUAAAUGCAGUGUAUUGGUUUUAAUAAAAUUUCAUAGAUCUAGAAUAAAAUGAGUAGCAUCAAACUUGAUGUACAGUGGUCCCCUAUUCAUGCGAAUAAGUUCAUUACCUGGGGCACAGAAAUCUGCCUGUACGAAGUUACACAGGUCAAAGAUAAUAUUAGACAACUGUAUACAAAGAUUUCUGAUUCUACAGUUGCCCAUUUACUUGCUACAAAUACAAAUCAUCAUUAUGUUAAAUGUAUCGAUAUAUAUCCACAGCCGGAACCUGAUAUUUUGUUAGCUGUGGGACAAGCAAAUGGAAAAGUCGUAUUAACUACUUUUGGCCCAACGGUGUUUGAUUCACAGGGUCUUACCGGGAAGGAAUUGGUUCCAAAACAUGCGAGACAAUGCAACACUGUUGCAUGGAAUCCCAUAGAUACAAACUUAAUUGUAUGUGGUUUAGAUAAACAUAGUAAAGAACAUUCCAUUUUAUUAUGGGAUGUGAAUAAAGGAUUGCAAGGUUCCGAAAGAGUACAUCAUCAUGCUAUGGUACAAACAGAUUCUAUAAGACCUAUUGCCGAAGUUAGUAUUUCUGAAACUAUACAUUCCGUUGCUUGGUUCAAGCAUGAACAAAAAUGUAUGGUUGUAGGUGCAAAUAAUAAGCAAUUAAAAAUUAUUGACUUUAGAGAUUCUGCAAAGGUAGUAAAUACAGCAGCAACAAAAGCUGUUUAUAAUGUGUCCGUUAAUCCGCAUAACAAUUAUCAUUUAGUCUCGAGCGUGGAUAAUCAAAUAACUAUUUGGGAUACUAGAUGCUUUGAGAAACCUGUUUUAACUUUGUCACAAGGUAGGCAAGUCACUAAAGUUUUAUGGUGUCCAACUAGGCAUAAUCUUUUAGGAGUUCUACAGAAAGAUUCAGUGACAUUGCAUUUGUUUGACAUUCAACAUUGUGGAAUUGGUGGAGGAGAAGAUACCGAACCUGGAGCAUUGGAAAGAACUGUUGCACCUCCUUGGCAUAAUCCUAUAAGUUUUUCAUGGCACCCGACGCACGUGAACAGAUUGCUGGCUAUAUCACAACAAGGACUAACAGAUUAUACGGUUUGCGAAAGGAUUACGGUAAACUGGUCUACAAGAUCUCACCUCGCAUGGAAUCAUGCUUCUAAAUCUUUUAAAUACAUAUGCAGUAGUGAUAAUAUUUACAAAGCUCUGGAUGACAUUUCCAUUUUAACUAAAACACGUGCAGCUUCGGAAUAUGGGUUACUUCCAGAGCUGGCACAGAAUGGUGAACUAGCUGAAAAUGAUACUCUGAAGAACCUGUGGCAGUGGUUAUACUUGAGCCGUUAUUUAGUCGAAGACGGCACUAUACCUAGUCCUGAUAACAAACACCCAGGUGUCAGAACAGUUUUAAAAUUAGAUGGUCAACAAGGAACUAAUGGCAUCUUGAAAUCAGAAUUGAUGUAUUGCCCUUGGUCGGAUAUAGGAUCCAAUCACACAGCAAAAAUUUACAGGUCUCCAGAUAGAGAUAAAGGAUUACUCUUAUGUGGUUGGAGGUUCGACAAGGAUACGAAUACGCUUUAUGACAAUUUGUUUUUAGAAAGGUUGGAAAGAGAGGGAGAAUAUCCACGAGCAGCUGCGAUAGCUGUAUUUAAUUUAUGUUUGAGACAAGCCAUAGAAAUUUUAAAUCGAGGAGCCAGUAAAAUGUCGAUGUCGGCAAAUCUAAAUAUCGUUGCCAUGGCUUUAUCGGGGUUUUCUGAAGAUAGAAAUAGCAUGUGGAGAGAAUCAUGUUUAAAAUGUAGAUCCCAACUUUCGGAUCCUUAUUUAAGAGCUACUUUUGCUUUUCUAACGGCGGAUGAUUCCUAUGAAAAUGUGUUGAAUGAAAAUGGUAUGGCAGUUGAAGAUAGAGUAGCCUUCGCACUCAUGUUUUUAUCAGAUAACAAAUUAAACGAAUAUUUAAAACGAUUGACUCAAAAAUUAACAGAUGAGGGAAAUUUGUCUGGUUUUCUUUUAACAGGUGCAAGUUUAGAAGGUAUACAAUUGUUAAAUCGGUAUUUAGAAAUUACUGGCGACGUCCAAAGUUGCAGUCUUAUAGCGAUUAGAGCAUUUACACCUAAAUUACUUCAAGAAACACAAGUUCAAGUAUGGAUAAUUAGCUAUAGAAAUCUUUUAAACGCGUGGAAGAUGUGGACUCAAAGAGCACAUUUUGAUAUUGUGAUGCGAUCUUCAACUAAUGAAAAACCUCCGCAACAGAUAUAUGUUUCUUGUAACUUUUGUGGUAAAAGUAUAUCUGCGUUUAUGCAAGGUUUAAGUAGGGCAAGAGGACCUUUCGGUAGAUUAGGUAGUACACCCAAUAAGCUGAAGAUGUCUUCAUGCCCAAAUUGUCGAAAACCAUUACCAAGAUGCGCAAUAUGUUUAAUGCAUAUGGGUACUGUAAGCGGAUUACAAAUGACUACAUCCAAUGCAAAUAGAAAUGAAGAAUGCGAUUCCAAAUUAACAGAGUUCAAUAAUUGGUUCACAUGGUGCCAGUCGUGCAGACACGGUGGUCAUGCUGAUCACAUUACACAUUGGUUUCGCCAACAUUCAGAAUGCCCUGUAACAUCCUGUACUUGUAGAUGUUUCUCCUUGGAUGCAUCAUGUAAAAUAGGAGUGAGUAUCCUAUAAAGAUCUCAAGAACAUUAAAUGAUGAUAAUAAUUCUAUUUUAGUUUUAAGGUUGUUAUUUUGAGAGGUUUCAAUAGAUUGAACUUACAAUGUGAAAGAAACAAUGACUGGCAUUGUCUAUAUGACAAGGAUAUUUACUUUUAUUAUUAAAUAAAAUUGAUUAAUUAUACUGUAAAAUAGUUACCAUAUUCUUAUACAAACUUCA